This is a messenger RNA of Periconia digitata, 1362 nucleotides long. The record is from the annotation of a GenBank genome assembly. Lineage: Eukaryota; Fungi; Ascomycota; Dothideomycetes; Pleosporales; Periconiaceae.
UGGAUUUCCUCAUUGACGAAACAGAAAUCCGAAGCUCUACACCUGGGAAUUCUAAACGUAAUGAUGGAUGAUCUUGAAAUUCAGUCUGAAGUUCAGCCUAACACUGAUGUUUCUACCGCCACCAACGGUCCUCUUCCUCCCGUGGAUGGCGGUCGGGAUGCAUGGCUUGUGCUCAGUUCUUGUUUUCUUCUGAGAGCUCUGGUUUGGGGCUUUCCGUACGGUUUCGGCGUGUUCCAAGAGUAUUAUGCCCGGCAAGAACAAUUUUCUGGACAGAUAUCAGGCCUUGCAGCUAUCGGGACAACAGCUUCGGGUAUAAUGUAUCUAAUGGCGCCCUUCGUUUACGCUCUCCUUCAGCGCCACCCGACACACCGCAAAACUUGCAGUGUAGUCGGCUUUGUCAUCAUUCUGGGAAGCUUUGUCGGAGCAUCCUUUGCUAACAAGGUUUCCGACCUUUUGGCAACGCAGGGAAUCCUAUUUGGCUUCGGAGGCUCGUUGCUUUAUUUCCCGGUAUUUGUUUUUGUGGACGAAUGGUUCGUCGAAAGACGCGGUCUUGCAUACGGCGCACUCAUCGCGGGAGAUGGUGCUGGCGGUGUCAUUGUACCAUUGACAAUGGAAUGGGUCCUCAACACUUGGGGAUUUCGGACCGCAUUACGUAUCUGGGCUAUCGUCUACGUUAUAUUAGUCACUCCAGCCUUGUUCUUCUUGAAACCUCGCCCAGCCAACAACGAAGAUCAGCAAGCCAAUCGAACGUUUGACAUGAGAUUUCUGAAAAGUCCCGCCUUUUGGAUUCUCCAGCUUGGGAACUUCAUACAAGGUCUUGGAUACUUCAUGCCACUUUACUAUAUGCCUUCUUUUGCUGCCUCACGUGGUUGGCCUUCUAUCACGGGAACCAUUGCGCUAUCCCUCUGUAAUGCAGCCAUUGUAGCUGGCGCGAUUAGCGUAGGGUGGCUGACAGACCGAUAUCACGUCACAACCGUCAUCAAUAUCUGUACUCUGGGUACUCUGUGUGCCGUGUUCCUGUUCUGGAGUUUUUCCGUCUACCAACCGGUACUCUACAUUUUCGCCAUUCUGUAUGGUUUGUUUGCUGGCGGGUUCCCCGCAACCUGGGUGGGCUGUUGUAAGCCAGUGCGCCGUCGUUAUCCUGUCGAGACGGGUAUGAUCAUCGCACUCUUCACGGCCGGGAAAGGCGUGAGCUCUAUCAUCUCUGGCCCUUUAAGCGGGGCUUUGGUUGAGGCUGAUAGCUGGAGGAGUGAAGUGGGAUAUGCCUAUGGCAGUGGAUACGGCUUUUUGAUAGUUUUCUGUGGUGUUACAGCAUCCUUCGCCAGCAUUGGAUGGAUCGGGAAGAGAUUGGGAUUAGUUUAG